Molecule: messenger RNA, 2571 nt
Organism: Hyla sarda
Lineage: Eukaryota; Metazoa; Chordata; Amphibia; Anura; Hylidae
Product: fatty acyl-CoA hydrolase precursor, medium chain-like
Exons: 13
Coding region: 69-1808 (579 amino acids)
Source: RefSeq, a predicted model, not a curated record
CACAGGCUAUGACAUAAUGGUUGACACCCUCAACAACCAAUCACAAGGACUAUACUGCCAAACACUGUAUGCCUCAGCCCAUAGCAGGCAAAUACGACGUUCUAUAUAAGCCUGACAACUCUGCACACUCUACAAUGAUGGGGGGUCUGAUGAGAGGAGUCCUGCUGUGGUCCCUGGCUCUGGGGGUCCUGGUAUCAGGACAGGAGGGCGGUCGCCCUGAGGUGGAAACACGAUAUGGUAAACUACGGGGAAAGACAAAGUCUGUGAAGGGAACAGAUAGGACUGUCCACGCCUUCUAUGGAGUCCCCUUCGCCAAACCUCCAGUUGGUUCAUUGAGAUUUGCAGCCCCGGAACCCCCCGUGGCAUGGACCUCAACCAGGGAGGCCUCAGAAUAUGCUCCAAUGUGUCUGCAGGAUCCUCACUUCAUGGAGAUGCUAAUGGAAAUGUUUAAAGUCAAGUUUACUUUAUCUUCAUUGUCUGAGGAUUGUCUAUAUCUGAAUGUCUACACUCCAGCCGAUCGUCCGAAGGGGGAGAAGUUGCCUGUCAUGGUAUUCAUACAUGGAGGAGGUCUGAUGAUGGGAGGAGCCAUGAUAUUGGACGGUUCUGCAUUGGUUGCCUAUGAAAACGUUGUAGUUGUCUCCAUCCAGUACCGGCUGGGGGUCCUCGGCUUCUUCAGCACUGGAGAUGACCGAGCUCCGGGGAACUAUGGCUUCUUGGAUCAAGUGGCCGCUCUCCGAUGGGUUCAGGAAAACAUUGCAGAUUUCGGAGGUGACCCCAACUCCGUGACUAUAUUUGGGGAGUCUGCAGGGGGAGUCAGCGUAUCUUCACUGGUGGCAUCUCCAUUAGCCAAGGGCUUAUUCCACAGAGCUAUUUCCGAGAGCGGUGUAGCCUUAAUGCCAGCUUUGAUGGCCCAGUCUACAGAAGUAGUUGUUUUUUUCAGAAACAUUGUGGCCAAUGUUUCGGGCUGUGAGGUAGACACAAUUGAGGUCUGUCUGAAGGCAAAAUCUGAAGAGGAGCUCCUGUCUCUUGUAAUUUCUAUGCAAUUUUUGGCUCUGCCUCCAACCGUCGAUGGGGUGUUCUUCCCGAAACCCGUGGAGCAGAUUCUGACUGAUAAAGAGGUGAACAGUGUCCCGUUUAUGACUGGAGUCACCAACCAAGAGUUUGGAUGGAUCCUAUUGGUGACCCUAAAUGUGACAGAAUUCCAAGAAGGCAUAAAAAGAGAGAAAGUGGAAGAACUUCUAAGGAGCCUCCCACUAAUGAGUUCAUUCUCCAGUGCCACCAGCCUCCUGAUGGAUGAAUAUAUUGGAGAGGAGACCGAUCCAGCUGAAAUCCGCAACUCUUUUCUAGAUCUAGCUGGAGACCUCGUGUUUGUCAUCCCGGCACUGAGAACGGCCAAGUAUCACAGAGAUUCCGGCCAUCCCACCUACUUCUAUGAGUUCCAGCACCGUCCUUCAAUCUUUAAGGACAGUAAGCCAGACUUUGUGAAGGCCGAUCACGGGGAUGAAUUGUUCUUUGUGAUGGGAGGUCCAUUCUUGGAGGGGGAUAUUGUAUUCUCAGAAGCCUUCAAUGAAAAAGAGAAGGCUCUGAGUAAGACUAUCAUGAAGUAUUGGGCUAACUUUGCCCGCACUGGUAAUCCCAAUGGGCCAGGCCUGGUGAACUGGCCAGAGUACGACCACGAUGAAGAUUACCUGGGGAUUAACCUGGAGCCGAGGGCGGCAAAACAGCUAAAGGCUGAGAAGUAUGAAUUCUGGACCAAGUUGCUUUCUCAGAAGAAGAUAGAAGAAAAGGAGGAGCGCACAGAGCUGUAGAUUUUUCUAAAGUAGAAGAUGAACUGUGACCAUAGUUUACCGAAAACACACCAGCCACUUAUAGGGCGGUAAGGGGGUCGCCUAUACUUCUUAGUUUAGACGCAAAAGGGAACAACCAUUUGGCCAGAAAUUCUCAGUGAGGACAUUGACUUCUAUCAAUAAUAACACUGUAAUAUCUCAAAAAAAUAAAAUAAAAUAAAAAAUUGCAAAAUUAGCUGUAUUCCAAACGUCUGGUCCCCCCCAUACAGUGGACAUUCCGAAUUACAUUCUGGUUGUAUGUAGAAUUAAUCUACAUUACGUUACUUAUACUAUAAUGGGGUCAGGUACCCUCACUAGACAACUAAAGAUUCAGGUCCGUACUAUCUAGAUCAGGGGCCUCCGUUAUGUGACCCUCCAGCUGUCACCAGUUUCAGGUUUGUAAGGAUUACAUGGAAUUAAUACGUGAUGAAUAGAAUACAUUUUUCUUACAUUUUGAUAUCAGAAUUAACUUUAGUAAUGAACCAUUAAAUGUAUGUACUGCCUGGUGUCUGAUGUUCUAUGAUCUGUGACGUAGAAGAUAAGAUGUCUCCCACGAAAGAAUACAGGGGAAGUAAAUAAAACUUAACUUUUAAUUGUAUAUUAAAAAUCAAUACACAAUAAAGUGAAUGUACUUGUGGAUACUACCCAGUUAGGCCUUUCCACCAAUGAGACGCAAAGAGUGAAGAAAGACACACUGGUAAAUCAAUAAGGUACCACGUAACAUAGUGUAUUAUGGAGAUAUAUC